AACAGCGAGAAAUAUGACGUAAACUCAAAACAACUAUAGAACCUAGUAUCCACAAUAUCCUGAAAAACUUUUCCCAUCAUUAAUCAUAAACCACUUACAGUUCACUUAAUGACAAAAGAUAAACAAAACUUUGGCCACGGCUUUGGCGCUUCAGCAGCGGACUCAAAGCGAUUGCUAGAACCAGUUGAGCUUCAGCAUCGGCACGGAAAUGAACAUAUCACAGUUGUUUCAGUCGUAUCAGGACUUGUCCGGCCAGCAGAUGAACCAAAUCAAUGAGUAUGUGGCGCAAGCUCUGCUGCACGUGGUGCACAUCCACAUUAUGAGCGUGACGCCGUCGCUGGUGCUGACCCUCUGCUGCCGCAACAAUCAUACGUGCAACUUCUACAACGAAAUGAUGAGCAUACUGUUUCGCGGCUGGGGCAUAGCCCCGCUCCAGAUAGUCACUGUGGAGCAGGGCAUGCUGCGAAAAUUCAUCCCGGGUCGCCGGCACUACAAUCUCAUCUUCACAGACUCUUAUGCGGCCUUUGCCGAGAUCGAGGUGGAGGCUUACUCUAAGGAGUAUAACUACAACGAGUACUAUUACAUCUUUCUGCAAGCGCGCGAUCGUCUGCUACAGGGCGAGAUGCGUCGCAUCUUCGAGCAUUGCUGGCGCCACCAGCUCAUCAAUUGCAACGUUCAGGUGCAGCGCGCCAAUGGAGAUAUUUUGCUUUACACGUACCUGCCCUUCGGGCCCGAGAGCUGUGCCGAUACGACGCCCCAGCUGAUCAAUCGGUAUAACGGCAGCCAGAUGCUCAAUCCCCAGCUCUUCCCGCCGAAGCUGCGCAACCUCUAUGGCUGCCCCCUGCGUGCCGCAUUGUUGCACAUGCCGCCGUUCAUCUAGCUAGAGGGCACGCGCAUCACGGGCGGCCUGGAGGGUCGCCUCUUGCAGACAUUCAUUACCAGGCUCAACUUGAGCAUUCAAGUGCAGCCGCUGCCUCAUGGACAGGAAUUGUUUGCCAACAAAAUGAUACAAAUGCUGCAAAGCGACCAAGCGGAUUUGUGCAUCGGCGGCGUUCGCCAGACGGUGGCCAACAGCAUCUCAGCCACAUCGACCCACAACUAUCACCAGACGAGCGUUCGCUUUGGUGUCCUGAGCGCCAGCUAUGAGCUGAGCUCCCUGGACAUCUUCUUCUAUCCGUAUCCCACAUCCAUUUGGCUGGGCCUUGUCUUCGUCUUUGCCAUGUCCAUUCUGUUGCUGCUCAUUAUGGAUCGGCUGCUGCAGUUGAGGGAGCAGAGCUCCAUCCUGCUUAAUCUGGAGCUAAUCUUUGUGGGCAUGCCAAUGCUGCAGCUGUCGAGCUCCAUUGCCAAGAGUGUCUACUGCAUCAUGUUGAUGUUCUACACAUUGCUCAUACGCACCGUCUACCAGGGCAUGCUCUACCAUUUGAUACGCACGCAUCAGCUGAACAGGCUGCCGCAGUCCAUCGAGGAGCUGGUGGCCCACAACUAUACGGUGGUGCUAUCGGCUAGCAUACACGAUGCCCUCUCCGAAAUAUCCACGGUGCAACAGAUGCGCUACCACCUGGUCGAUGUCAGCGGCGGCCUGAUGCAGCCUCUGCACUACCUGGCAGAGCGUCCACGGGACAAGCGUCAGGUGGCAGCGACUGUGCAGGAGAUCUUCCUCAUGUACAACCGGCUGAGUGCGUACUCUGCGGAGGCCCAGUCCCAGCAGCAGGAGGCGAAUCACUUUGAGAUCAUUGCGCAGGAUGUGAUCGAUCUGCAGCUGACGAUGUACCUGAGGAAGCACUCCUUUCUGAUCGACGCCUUCAACGAGGAGAUCAUGUGGAUGCGCUCCGUGGGUCUGCUGGCCAUAUGGGCGCGCUGGGAGCUAGACGAGAACCAAAUCCGUGCAACGCAAUUAAGCUCCCGAGUAUUUGGCAUACAGGAGCUCUACGUGAUAUUUAUCAUGAUUCUGAUUGGUUUGCUGCUCAGCACGCUUAUCUUCUGCCUGGAGCUGCUCUCGGUGCGAUCCGUGCGCCUCCAGCGCUGGUUUCUAUCCAAGUAAAUAAUUUGAAUAAUACUAUGUAAUUAUAUUGUUAGCUCUAUG
Molecule: messenger RNA, 2083 nt
Organism: Drosophila navojoa
Lineage: Eukaryota; Metazoa; Arthropoda; Insecta; Diptera; Drosophilidae
Source: RefSeq, a predicted model, not a curated record